Messenger RNA from Salpingoeca rosetta, 4008 nucleotides. Its product is annotated as ADAM-17 protein. The record is from RefSeq and is a predicted model, not a curated record. NCBI's taxonomy places the organism in Eukaryota, Choanoflagellata, Craspedida, Salpingoecidae. The coding region runs from base 226 to 4008 and encodes 1260 amino acids. Gene Ontology annotation, biological process: Notch signaling pathway; membrane protein ectodomain proteolysis. Gene Ontology annotation, molecular function: metalloendopeptidase activity. The transcript has 2 exons. Gene Ontology annotation, cellular component: plasma membrane.
CGACAAAUUCCAGCCUGCACCGCAGCGCAUACACACCAUCAGCGCCCACGAACCACACGAUUGACAAGCUGCUAAGCACAACGCCACAACCAAGGCACCAGCCAGACAAGAAGCUGCUGGUGGCGGUCUACACAUUGACCAAACAUCUCGAGAAAUCGUAAGCAAACAACGUCUAUAGCAGCAGCAGUAGCAGCAGCAGCAGCAGCCGUGCUUGUUUGGUGAACGAUGCCUCGCCCAACACGCGCCCGCACGGGCGCAUUGCUCGUCUGCGCAGCAGCGGUGUUGCUAAUUCCCGCCAUCAUCACCACCACGACAACAACAGUCGCAGCAGCGCCUGAUGCUGGCCCGAUCGCUGACGCCAACACCUUCAACGACAAUGACAACAACAACGACACAGCCGCGUCCGCAAACACGCCCCGGCUGUCGCCUCGCGCGGCACGCGUUCCACGGGAGGCUGCGCCGCACCUCGCAGGGGCGCUGCGCUACCAUGAAGUGCUGAGCGCGAGCGACGUUUCUCACGUGCAUGUGCAGCGGCGUCGUCGCCGGUCCACCUUUGAGGAGGAGCUGUUUGGCAAGGCUGAGCCCACCUCGGAGCACCACGAGGUGCGCUUCUCCGCCCACGGCCGGGUGUUCGACCUGCGGCUCGUCAAGAACCACCGCAUGUUUGCGCACGGCAUUCGCGCCAGAAUCAUUGACGAAAACGGCAAGGUCACGCCCUUCCGCGUGGAUGCGGAGAACUACCUCGUUGGCCACGACAUGAGCGACGAGGCCAACUCUCACGCCAACCUGUACAUCCGCGACGGCGUGCUCGCGGGCUUCAUGCACGUGCACAACAACACCUUCUUCGUUGAGCGCAGCCUGCACCACUAUCCAAACGACAGCAGCAUCGACAUGAUUGUGUACCGUGCAGCAGACGUGCGCACGGGGGACUGGCGGCGCGGGCUCAACGCCACCGGGCACAGCUUCUGUGGCGCCGACCACCACCACACCAAGCACCAGGACACCAUCUCGCGCAUGACCGCGAAGGAGCGCAGGAAAUACUUUGCAGACCUGAACAACAGCAGCAGUGGCGCUGGCAGUGCUGGCGGUGAUGGUGACCAAGCUGCACCUGACCACCACGACCACGACCACGACCACAAUGACCACGACGACCAACACGAUCAUCAUGCACACGGGAAUAACGAGUAUGAGUUCCCGCAGCUGUAUGGGGAGCAGCAGGCGCACGUGCGUGCUCGCCGCGCCCGCCCCUCGGAGACAGACAACACGUGCCUUGUGUCUGUGGUGGCAGAUGCCCGCUUCCACGCCUUCCACAACAACGAGCGCGCAGACACCACGCAGUCGAUGCUGCAGCACUUUGCCAUUGCCGAUGACAUCUUCUCCUCCACCGUGUUUGCGGGCGACAUCCCGUCUGGCCUCAGCCUGUUUGUGCACGAGGUGACCAUCCGCCUCGACAACUUUGUCAGCACGACGUCUGUCACGGAGAUGCUGUCGGACUUUUCGUCCACCAUUGACUUCUCCAGCAGCUGCGUUGCCCACCUGUUUACGCGCGUUGAUUUCACGGGCGGCACGCUGGGCCUGGCGUGGGUGGGCAGCCCAGACGCAAACCGCGCCGGCGGCAUCUGCCACUCCUCCCGCUCCCAGUGGCUCAACACGGGGCUCACCUCCAACAUCAACUUUGGCGAGAACGUGCCCUUUGCCACCACCUCGCUGGUCACGUCGCACGAGGUCGGCCACAACUGGGGCUCGUCACACGACGACCCGGAGGAUCCCGUGUGUGCACCCGACGAACUCAACGGCGGCAAGUACCUCAUGUUUGCUGUGGCCGUCGAUGGUUCACAGGACAACAACCAGCACUUCUCGCCGUGCUCGCGCGAGCUGAUUGCGGCCGUGUUGCGCGUGAAGGGCACGUGCUUUGCGCCGCAGCCGGCCGGCGUGUGUGGGAACGGAAAGGUGGAGACGGACCCCACCGGCGACACGUCGGAGGAGUGCGAUGCAGGUGGCGAGCAGGACCAGUGCUGCAACAGCGCGUGCGAGCUGAAGCGGCCAAACGGGCAGGCCACGCAGUGCACCGCCCUCAACAACAUCUGCUGCGACUCCGCCACCUGCAGCUUCUAUGCCGACAACACGCACCAGUGCUACGAGCCCUUUGACCUUGACCCGCUCUGCAGGGGCGUGGGCAUGUGCGUGGGUGGUGAGUGCCAGGACCCGCCGCCGCCAAAGGCUGCCGGUGAGCCGUGCAGCAACGGUGGGCGCUGCCAGGAAGUGGCCGACCCAGACAAGCGCUGCAUCACGUUCUGCGAGCGCUUUGGCGCAACGCAGUGUACGUGCACGGGCUCUGACGAGUGCAGCAUGUGCUGCGAGCACAACCCGGAUGCCGACUGCAGCGGUGGCAGCAACUGCGGCUGCCCCUUCCAGGACUUUGACGGGUGCGUGCCGGCCAUGUCCGUGGUGACGCAGGCGCGCGUCUCCGACCCGCAGUGCUAUGCGGACGACCCCAACGACGCCGCCAACACCCGAUACGAGGACAACCCGAUUCUCCAGCCGUGCACGGAGCCAGACGUCAACGACUGCCUGCAUGUGCUCGACCUGCCACCCGGCACGCCGUGCAGCUCUGGGCAGUGUAACCGCCAGGGCCAGUGCGAGCGCGCUGCGUCGGGGAUUGCGCGCUUCUGGGACCCGGACAACUUCUCGCUGGACAGCCUCAAGCUGUGGGCGCGCAACAACAUUGUGGGCGCGGUGAUGAUUGUGGCGCUGCUGCUGUGGAUCCCGGCCGUGUGUCUGAUCAAGCGGUACGACCACAAGCAGCGCGAACUCAACGCCGCAUACGGCACGCGCCGCACAGCAAGCACGAUGAAGCGGAAGAAACAUCCGCGCCAGGGCGGAGCUGUUGGCACAGCGGGCCGCCGCCGCCGCAGUAAAGAUACGUCUGCAGCAGCAAGGGGCCCACGCCCACGCCGCGAUGGUCGUGGUGGCCCUGCACCCUCCAACGGGCUGGCUGGCUCCAGUGGCGGUGGUGAGAGGCGGCGUGGCGCCCGUGCUGCCAGCACUCGCGACGGUGGCGAUCGCCGUCGCAAUGGCAGCGGCAGCGGCAGCGGCAGCAGUGAACAAGGCAACGGUGAGCGGAAGAGGCGUGGUGCUAAGGUGGCAAGAGCACGCGAGCAACAACCUCAGCAGCAACCUCAGCAGCAGCGCCAGCGUGCACGCCAACAACAACAGCAGCAGCAGCAGAAGCGCUAUCCUGAGAAGCGGGCGCAGGCCCUUGCUGCCCACGACAAGCCACAACCCAGCCGCCAGCAGCAACAACAGCAGCAACAUCAACUUCAGCAGCAGCAGCAGCGGCAACGAGAGCAGAUGCAGCGCCGCCAGCAGCAGCAGCAGGCGCGACUGCAGCACCAGAGCGCCCAGCGGCAGGAGCUUGCACGGCGGGCGACAUCGGGCCAGCGGGUAAUUGGCGCGCGUCCACCGUCCACCCGCCGCAACUUGCCGUCCAACCCGCCGCCAUACACGGCUGUGACGGCGCUGGACGAGAGCAGGCGACCAACAGCGCCGUCGUCGCUGGCGUCAUCAGCAGGCCGCCGCCCACAGCAGCAGCAGGGCCAACACCGCCCCACGCAGCGCACGCCACAGGGCGCGGGCAUGCGUGCACGUGCGCAUCAGCCCCCACAGACACGCAGCGGCGCCAGCAGCGGUGGAAGUGGUGUGCGAUCACCACAUCAACAACAACAGCAGCAGCAGCAGCAGGCGUAUCCGCGGUACAACCCCGGUGUUCGUGAGCCCGUGCAGCAGCACAGCCCCAACACGGGGCGGGCACUGCCAAACCAACCGCGCCGCAUCGUCGCUCGUGGUCCGGCCACCAGCGGUAGCAGUAGCGCCAGCAGCCCAGGCCACCGACAGCAGCAGCAGCAGCAGCAGCUUGGGCACCGGCCAACACGGCGAAUGGAUGAUCGUGAGCCGAGGCGGCACGUGAUCCAGGAGUCGUCGAAGGGCCGUGACCUCGUCUUUGACUGA